UGUGCGCAGGGAGGGCGACCCUGCCGCGGGCCCGAGGCCCAGUCGGCGAGCGGCCUGCCCCGCUGCCGGGAACCCGCCUCUCCGGGCCUCCCUCCUUCCCCGUCCCGGUCCCCCUCCUCGGGGCCUUCUAUAUGGGCCACCUUCUUUCGAAGGAGUCGCGUAACCGCCCGAACCAGAAGAGGCCUCGCUGUUGCAGCUGGUGCCGCCGCCGCCGCCCUCUCCUCAGGCUGCCCCGCCGGACCCCGGCCAAGGCGCCCCCACAGCCGGCGGCGCCCCGGAGCCGGGACUGCUUCUUCCGCGGGCCCUGCAUGCUCUGCUUCAUCGUGCACAGCCCCGGCGCUCCCGCCCCCGCCGGCCCAGAGGAGGAGCCGCCGCUCUCGCCGCCGCCGCGGGACGGGGCCUACGCCGCGGCCGCCUCCCCUCAGCACCUGGCGCGGCGCUGCGCGGCCCUGGCCGCCGAGGACUGCGCCGCCGCUGCCCGCCGCUUCCUACUCUCCUCGGCCGCCGCCGCCGCGGCCGCCGCCGCCUCAGCCUCGUCGCCCGCCGCCUGCUGCAGAGAGCUGGGGCUGGCUGCGGCCGCCGCCUGGGAGCAGCAGGGCCGGAGCCUCUUCUUGGCCAGCGUGGGGCCCGUGCGCUUCCUGGGGCCGCCUGUCGCGGUGCAGCUCUUCCGGGGGCCGCCGCCGGCCGAUCCCCCCACGCCCCCUGAGAUGGUGUGCAAGCGGAAGGGGGCCGGGGUGCCCGCCUGCACCCCUUGUAAGCAGCCCCGCUGUGGCGGUGGGGGCAGCGGCGGCGGCGGGCCGGCGGGAGGGGGCGCCUCGCCUCCGCGGCCCCCCGAUGCCGGUGGCUGCCCGGGCUCGGAGCAGCCGCCACAACCUCUCUGCCCCCCGCCCUCCUCUCCCACUUCCGAAGGUGCCCCUGCCGAGGCCGGCGGGGACGCUGUGCGAGUGGGGAGCGCCGCCCCCUCGCCUGCCCAGCACGAUUGCGGCGACGCGGACUGUCAGGACCCCCAUGGAAACCCCUGCGACUGCCCUAGGGAGCCGCCCCCCGAAACCCCAGACAUCAACCAGCUGCCGCCAUCCAUCCUGCUCAAGAUAUUUUCCAAUUUAUCCCUGGAUGAACGUUGCCUUUCUGCAUCGUUGGUUUGCAAGUAUUGGCGUGACCUUUGUUUAGAUUUCCAGUUUUGGAAGCAGCUGGAUCUUAGUAGUCGUCAGCAGGUUACUGAUGAAUUAUUGGAAAAAAUUGCAUCAAGAAGUCAAAAUAUAAUUGAAAUCAACAUUUCUGAUUGUCGAAGUAUGUCUGAUACUGGUGUGUGUGUUCUAGCAUUUAAAUGUCCUGGACUUCUUAGGUACACAGCCUACAGGUGUAAACAGCUUUCUGACACUUCUAUUAUUGCGGUUGCCUCUCACUGCCCUUUACUUCAGAAAGUUCAUGUGGGCAACCAGGACAAACUAACUGAUGAAGGACUCAAACAGCUGGGCUCAAAAUGCAGAGAACUGAAAGAUAUUCAUUUCGGCCAGUGUUACAAGAUCUCAGAUGAAGGCAUGAUUGUCAUAGCUAAGGGCUGUCUGAAGUUACAAAGAAUAUACAUGCAGGAAAACAAAUUAAUAAAGAUACAUUAUCUAUGCCACUUGGGCUUUCAUCAGGUGAUCCUCUCUUCAGUUUAUGCUCCUAUCCAGGCAACCUGUUUGGUGACAGAUCAGUCAGUGAAAGCAUUUGCGGAGCACUGUCCUGAACUUCGGUAUGUGGGCUUCAUGGGCUGUUCAGUUACUUCCAAAGGAGUCAUUCACCUAACUAAGCUAAGAAACCUUUCCAGCUUGGACCUACGUCAUAUCACUGAACUGGAUAAUGAAACCGUGAUGGAAAUUGUCAAGAGGUGCAAAAAUCUCAGCUCUCUCAAUCUCUGUCUGAACUGGAUCAUAAAUGACAGGUGUGUGGAGGUCAUUGCAAAGGAAGGACAAAACCUGAAAGAGCUGUAUUUGGUGUCCUGUAAAAUCACAGAUUAUGCACUGAUAGCCAUCGGGCGGUACAGCAUGACAAUAGAGACUGUGGAUGUUGGAUGGUGUAAGGAAAUUACAGAUCAAGGAGCCACCCUGAUUGCACAGAGCAGCAAGUCUCUCAGAUAUUUGGGGCUGAUGAGAUGCGAUAAAGUCAAUGAAGUGACGGUGGAGCAGCUGGUGCAGCAGUACCCCCACAUCACCUUCAGCACCGUCCUCCAGGACUGCAAGAGGACCCUGGAGAGGGCCUACCAGAUGGGCUGGACCCCCAACAUGUCUGCCGCCUCCUCCUAACACUCCUGCCCAAGCUCCGCUCCGCUAGGAUCUAGGAUCACUCAGCAGGGCAGAGGGGAGUUGUCGAUCUGGGGUGGGUGAACUCUUCGGAAGGUUUUAACUGUCGCCUGUCUGUGUGUGUACCCGAGUGUGUAUAUUUGUGUCUCGUUUGCAUACUGCAUAGCAUAAGCGCAAUUGCUGUUUAUUCCCAGGUGAGCUGGUGUUUUUCUUAAAAGUUUAAGAUUUUAAAAGGCACAAACCUUUCCUUUUUUAAGUUCAAAGGCUUAUUUCUCAAAAAAUGUUUCUACCAUGGAAUCAAAAUACUGAGUCCAUCAUUUUGAGCUUCUAAUUCCUGCCACUUGGUGAUGCCCCGAAACGAAGGCAACUGCUUUCUUUUAUGACGAGAUAGACCCAUGCGCUUCUGCCAAUGAUAACCAGAACAUAAGCGGUGUUACACUAGUUAGAAGUGUGGAAACUGGAAAUUUUCGAAUUUUCAAGCACAUACACACACAUAGGUCCUCCACUCUCUUAUAUACGUGCACAUGUGCACGCACACACUCACCAGGGCAGUUUCUUUGUAGAUCAUUUCCUGAUGCAGAGGCCUUCCUCCAGGCCCCUGAGAGAGCGCCAUCCACUGUGGCUCUGCCUAACUCGCUGUUCCCGCGGGUGGCCAGCCUGCUGUCUGGUAGGUGACAUAGGGACUAGAGAGGAUAAAGCCUUUUGUGACAUUUUUAUAUGGAGGCAACAAUCCCCUGGCCAGCUCACAGAAGUUAAUUAUUCAUUUAUAAGUGGGUUCUGUUGAAUGUAUUAGUUGAGUUUUAUGUUAACAUUGUGUUAGCUUUUACUUCAUGGAUAGUAACUGGUUUGGAUAUAUUUUAAUGAUAUUUGGAGCUAAUCUUACCAUUGUCCACAUUUAAACCACCAAUGUAAUUAAUAGUCUGGAGUUAUUUUUUAAAAAUCUACAGAUCAUUUAAUUAUUUUUGUUAAUUUGGGUAAUUAUGAAAUUAUAUUUCUGAGAUUUGGGGGUAGUCACAUUAAUAGAACAUUGAGUGAGAUGUAAGUAGACAAUCUUUUUUUUUCCUUUGCUUUGCUUUGGGUAUUAGAACAUGUUUUUUGGUUAUAUGCAUGUUAUUUUUUGAAUAGUUCUUAUGCUACUGCAAAGAGCUAUUGCUGGUUAAUGUGUGAGUUAAGAAAAAUUAUAAAAUCCUUUCAUUAAGAUUGUUUAAACUUUUCAGAAAUAAGCAUUUCUUUGUUUAAAGAUUGACACCCUUCAGUUAAGGAAAUAUCUAUCAGUAAAUGAAUAUAUGUUUUGAUUUCACACAUCUUUAGAAUUAAUUCAUAGUAGGGACUCAGGCUCAAAUAACCUUUCCUGUGUCUAGAUUUAUAAUCAAGACAGCAGAGAGCCUUUUUAUGCUCAAGAGUGAUUAUCUUUCCCAGUAGAGCUAGAUACAAAGCCCUGACUUGUGAGUCUGCUAUUUAUUCUUCCCCGGUGUGGACAUAGCUGUGUGUUGGUCUUUAACAGGUAUACUAAGGUUUGAGUUUCACUUUCUGUAAGUCCCAAUAUUGCUAAAAUGAGACUAGCUCUGAGAAACAAAAAAUAGCUUUGCAUUAAAAUGCCCUUCACUUAUUUAUAAUGACUCCAAAAAAUGUAAACAACUGUUUCUUUUGAUUAUGUCAACAUGUUUCUGAUGUGGCUUUUUUUUUCUUUUAAUCCAAAUCAGUUAGGAAAAUCUAGUCAGUACCCGCCAAGGGUAUUUUUUUCCGUCACUAAAUGGAUUGCUAAUUUAAUUUGAAGGGAAUAAAGUUUGUGUAAGGAAAAACAGCUGUUUACUAUUAAUAAACUGUGGUUCUUCUUACACAUCAAACUGUAUUGGUUUCAUUUCCUCUCCACCGAAAAAUAUCUUAAAUCAUAAUAUUUUAACUGGUUUUUAAUCCAAUGCUAAUUUAUAAGGCCGUAUGUAUAGUAAUAGUAGCUUAAGUAAAUAAGCAAAAGUUUAGUUUUUAUAUAUGUCACACUAUAUUUUAAAUAGUUAAAGAUAAAGAAGGGAGAGCCAUCGAUGAUGUGGAUGGUGCCAUUUCAUUUCAAAGUUGUAAUAAUCUUUGGAGUGUUACAGUUUGGUUGUCAGAUGGCUUCAGAAGUGUAUAACUGAUUUUUUUAAAUGUUGCAUUGUUUGAAUCUACAGUACAGCACUAUACACAUGCUUUCGCUUGGGUUGGGAGGGUGGGUGGGAUUGCACUUAUUCUUUAAAAUGUUGACUAAUCCAGAAAGCCUGAUGCAGCAUAGCCUGGAAAACUGCUUUGGUGUAUUUGUAGAAAUCUGUAGAAAUAUCACAUUCAGCCUCAAAGCAUUAAUCUCAAAAAAAAAAAGCCAACCCGAAAAAGCAUUACCUUGAGUGAUCCUGUGAUGGUUGUUAAAUGUCUUCUCAUUAGAUGCUUUGAAAUGAGGCUUAAAAUGAUUUUUCUGGGCAAUGUAGAGUUUCUUUCUUUCUUUUUUUCUUUUUUCUUUUUUUUGGCUUAGAAUGUCAUAAAUGUAUGUGAACACAUUCAAUGCAGGGCUUUUUAUCCUCUCCAAAAUGUCAACAGUAUUUUCAGAAUAAAGACUAUGAAAUAUAUUGCUGUAGUAGAAAAUUCUGGUCCCUUGUCUUUAAUGUCUUUUUGAGUGGAUAAAGGAAAUUUAACUGGUUUGUAGUUUCUAUAUUUCUGUGAAUCUUUUGACCUUGCAGUGGGUUGCAAUAAAAGAGAAACAAAA
Molecule: messenger RNA, 5016 nt
Organism: Phyllostomus hastatus (greater spear-nosed bat)
Lineage: Eukaryota; Metazoa; Chordata; Mammalia; Chiroptera; Phyllostomidae
Gene: FBXL17
Product: F-box and leucine rich repeat protein 17
Exons: 10
Coding region: 132-2288 (718 amino acids)
Biological process (GO): SCF-dependent proteasomal ubiquitin-dependent protein catabolic process
Cellular component (GO): SCF ubiquitin ligase complex
Molecular function (GO): protein binding
Source: RefSeq, a predicted model, not a curated record